This is a messenger RNA of Brettanomyces nanus, 2766 nucleotides long. RefSeq lists its product as uncharacterized. The transcript is spliced from 2 exons. The coding region runs from base 1 to 2766 and encodes 921 amino acids. NCBI's taxonomy places the organism in Eukaryota, Fungi, Ascomycota, Pichiomycetes, Pichiales, Pichiaceae. Gene Ontology annotation, biological process: peptide catabolic process; proteolysis. Gene Ontology annotation, cellular component: cytoplasm. Gene Ontology annotation, molecular function: metalloaminopeptidase activity; zinc ion binding; peptide binding. The record is from RefSeq and is a predicted model, not a curated record.
AUGCCAAUUGCAACUGAGAUACCUUUGACUGUAUCAAACUCUUAUCUUCCAUCUAGAUAUGACUUGGCUCUAGAGCUUUCUCCGACCAGGAAAAACUAUUCUGGUGUAGUUAACAUAGAUUUGGAAAACAAUUCCCGAUGCAAUUCUGACAAUCAAGAUGACUCUUUUUGCAUUGUCCUCCAUACUGUUGAAUUGAUUUCUCUGGGGGUGGAAUUAAUUCUUGACUCCUGCAGCUAUAAGCUCAAGACAAAGAUUGAUAGGUCCAUUCAGUCUACAAGUUACUACUCUGAAGAAGUAAAGCUCAGUGAUCUCUCGAGGUCGGAUUCUACUAUUAGAUUAAGAAUUCGAUUUUUGGGAGUCAUGCAUGAGAUUCUAACGUUUAAGGACCUUACGACAGGUGUCUUUAAGACCCAUUAUACGGAUCCCGUAAGCGGAAGAGCUAUCCUACAGCUGGUGUCAUCUCACAGUCAACCUCAUUUCGCUAGAUCUAUUUUUCCCUGUCUUGACGAGUUGUAUUGCAAAGUUCCAAUUGGUCUUAGUUUGACAGUGGCAUCAAACUACAAAUGUAUCUCCAACAUGCCCAUAGAAAAUGUCGAACUCCUUGAUGUUGGAGAUAGGAAGUUGGUGCACUUUCGAGAUACCCCCAAGAUCUCAUUGCCGGUGUUCAGUUUUGCAUUUGGAGACUUUGACUAUCUUGAAGAUACUAUAAAAUUGAUCUCUAAUCAAAAGUUUAUUCUUAGAGUUUAUACCCAGGUGGGAGCAAGUCAGCGUGCUCAAUAUGCUCUCGCGCUCGUCAAGAAGUAUCUUCCUUUGAUUGAGCAGAAGUUUAAAUUGGCAUAUCCGCUUCCUAAACUGGACAUCGUUGCUUUACCGUUUCUCUCGGAUGGCGGUGUUGAAGAUUGGUCCAUGAUUCAAAUUAUUAGUAGUCAGAUCCUACUCCCAGACUGGCAAUGUGAUCCUCAGCAGUUGGCAGAAAUCAAGAAGAAUAUGCGUUUAGUCAUUGUUCAUGAGAUGAUUCAUAUGUAUCUAGGAAAUUACACUACGUUUGAUAGUUAUGAUCACACAUGGUUAAAUGAGGGCUUCGCAACGUUUAUGGCAAACACCUUGAUAACUGAAAAUGAUGACCCUGACCUUUGGUUCGAUCAGAUCAAUACAGAUUUGGUUAAUGUGCAAGAGCAAGAACGUUUCGAUACUGCUAAGCCUAUCUAUGUUUCUAAUGUGAGUACUGCAUCUAUCAGCGAUACGUUUACCCGUCGUUCUUACGAAAAGGGUAUUUAUGUGCUUCGGAUGUUGGCGGGCAUCCUAGAGCUUUCUGCGGAUAAGGAUCAUUUAUUCGAUACCUUCUUCCGGAUCGUCGGGGAGUUCAUUAACCAUAAUCGCUAUGGGGUGAUCAAGCCUAUCGAUUUAUGGAAUUAUAUCAAGUCUCAUCCACUUAACCGGUUCAAGUAUGAUGUUCCAGUCAUUAUGAACUCCUGGAUUCGUACUGCAGGAUAUCCAGUGUUAUCAAUAACGUCGCAAGAUGUCGAAGGUAUCAAGAAAACUGUUGUUGAGCAACAUAGAUUUUUGUUUGAUGCUGAUUUAAAUGAUAUAGAGGAUAUCCCGUACCAGAUUCCACUCAUAGUGAAGUCUGUUGAUGGUGAAUUGUCUAGACAGAUGAUUACUGAUCGCAGAUUGGUUAUUGAUUCUAAGAAACCCCUGUUCUUUUAUAAUGCCGACUAUUGCGUAUUGGGGACUGUGAGAUAUUCCUUGGAUCACUAUAAACAAAUGGCGGAGAAUUUGGAUAAGUUGGACAGAAUAGAGCAAUGUCAAUUAUUUAUUGAUAUAUCCUCCUUGCUUGGUAGCGUAUACCAAGAUUCUGACGUUCUUCUCGGAUUUGUGGAAAUUCUCACAAAGAUAAGGAAGGUACAUGAUCUUGACGUAACGGCACUGAACACUGCCUUGACUCUUCUUAGUAAUAUGGGCCUGGCAAUCGGUGGAGUCUCUUACUUCAAGGAUCAGAAAAUGUGCAACAAGCUGAAGGCAUUUUUGGAUCAGAUUGCCACCAGUUUUGCUUUGCAGUUGCAGUGGGAUGAAUUGGAUACUAUCUCUUCCAAAGAGGUCACUCUUAGAUCAUCUCUACUAUCUUUGGAAUACUCUAAUAGCACGUUGCAAGGCAUAGCAAAAAGAUUGGUCAAGAAGUUGCUGCACGGACCCAAAAAGUCUGUGCCAAAGGGCCUAUUGACCACAGUUUUCUCCUUGGUCCAGCAGGGUGCCUCUCUAAAGGAGUACAAGGAAAUCUAUAAAUUAGUGAAGGCACCUGGUCUAGUCGGAAACAACGUGAUUCAAACGGUAACUGAUUACGAGGUGCAAACUGCUGCGAUCAGCUCACUUGGCUUUGUUUCUAGUGAAGAGCUUAGAAAGAAAACUUUAGAUUUUGUCACUACCAACAUGGAUACCACCAUGGUGGAAUUGGCGCUAAUUGGAUUCCGGGUACAGCCAGAUUCUUAUAGGCAGCUCUGGUGUUGGUUCAAGCUUCAGUCUACUGUGAUGCAUGAUAAGUACACUAGAAAUGUGAAGGGGUCUUUUGGUAUGUUUUUUGUGAACGUGGUUCAAUUAGUGUUUGAAUGUUGUCUCUAUGAUGAGGAAACGCUUGCUAAGGAUAUGAAACGGUUUGUGGUUACCAAGAAGCUCGAUGUUCUCGAAGAGUGUUUGGCCAAAGCCGAGGAUAGAUACAAAGACAUCAAAUUUUUGAACAGCCAAAACGAAAAGUUGAUGCAGAUAUUGUAA